Molecule: messenger RNA, 706 nt
Organism: Saccostrea cuccullata (small rock oyster)
Lineage: Eukaryota; Metazoa; Mollusca; Bivalvia; Ostreida; Ostreidae
Product: macrophage mannose receptor 1-like
Exons: 6
Molecular function (GO): signaling receptor activity
Source: RefSeq, a predicted model, not a curated record
AUGAGGGAUGGAUACUCAGAGUUCUGGAUAGGAUUAAACAAUAUAGAACAAGACGGGUGGAAAUGGGAUGAUGGUACAUCAGACAUCAGCUUUGUUGAUGCCUCUUUAUCUCUUGACCCUUUGAGGCGAUGCGUCUACGAAGACGUACUCUACGGAGAUGGCCGGAGAACAGAGAAUUGCAAUAUGAGAUGUGACAAUUUGGUUUGUAUGAAGAGGACUGGCUCAGACGAGCUUGUCACCACGGCUAGGUACACGCCUGUGCGAUCCGGGGGCUGUCCUUCAGGCUUUGUAGAAUCUCCGAUAAAUAACAAAUGUUACAAGAUAGUUCAGGACUCGAGAUUAAACUUUAGACAGGCAAAGUAUUCGUGUAGCGUUCUAGGAAAAGACUUUUCUCUUGUUUCAAUUCAUUCAGCGAUGGAAAAUGCUUUCAUAGAGCUUCAGUUUGAUACUACGAAAUCAAAGAAUUUGUGGAUUGGACUCUUUGAUAAUAAUUAUUAUUAUGAUAAACGUUAUUUCAUUUGGAUGGACAAUUCCCGCGUAGACUUCACAAACUGGGCUAGAGGGGAACCAAACUCACUUACCGAAGGUUGUGCGGAGAUGAGCGUCAAGGAUGGAAGUUGGAAUUCUAUAUCUUGUUUUUUAAAUAGGAGUUACAUUUGUCAGACAAACAAAGGUAAAAGGAGUAACAUUUGUCAGACAAACAAAG